This is a messenger RNA of Anastrepha ludens (Mexican fruit fly), 7251 nucleotides long. RefSeq lists its product as uncharacterized. The coding region runs from base 1305 to 3164 and encodes 619 amino acids. The transcript has 8 exons. Gene Ontology annotation, molecular function: signaling receptor activity. The record is from RefSeq and is a predicted model, not a curated record. Gene Ontology annotation, cellular component: membrane. NCBI's taxonomy places the organism in Eukaryota, Metazoa, Arthropoda, Insecta, Diptera, Tephritidae.
ACGAAAGCGCUUUUUCAAAAUUUAUUUGUCUCUUUUCUUUUGCAGUUGUGCGAGUUGAAGUUGCCUGUGGUGCCGAAAACGUUCCAAUUUGUAAGGUACUGCCAUUAUCAAAUGAAAGAAAUAAGUUUUUACAUUUAAAUGCUUUUAUAUACGCGUAAAUAAGUCUGGAAGCAUUUGAAGCCUUACAAUUUUGUAUUUAAAAGUAAAUGUGCGUUUAACACACAUAAAAACUUAUAACUAAUAAUACCAUAUGUACAUAGUGGUAAUAUAGAAUUAUCCAAGUUGCGAACCUGCUACAGUACGUUGCAAAACUAUUGCAAGUUGACAGCGAAUUGUGCGCUCUCUUCCUUAUUCAAUAUUCGUUGCAGCAGGAAAUGAGUUUUGAAAGCCCAAACGCUUAAUUUACCGGUUAAAUACAUUACGAAAAGGAGUGAAAUGAAAAACAAACAAAAAAUGAACUAUAGAGGAAAAUUGUACACUGCUGUAUGCUGCAAAGAAAUGCUUACAGCGGACAAGCAGCCUUACGCCACUCUCAAUUCCCGAAAUGUACUUCUGGUUAAUUUUCGAAGUGGGUGCUCGGUUUGUAGGUCGCAGGUGGAUACGUAAAUGAAGGGCAGCUAUGCGAUAGACAGCUCAAAGCACAGUACGUCUCGUGUAUUUGAGCAGUGUGCUGAUUACAGCGGUUUUUAAGUUAGCAGUGAAUGAAAUGAAAUCAAAUUAAUAGCUCUUUUUUUUUAAAUAUUAAAAACAUGUGUACAGUAAAAAGUAAAUUAAAGCUUAAAGUUAAUAUGCUUUAAGUAAAACGUAACAAAAAUAUUGUAGUUUAUUGUAAUUCUGUAACAUUUAUGCCGUGUAUCCUUAUGCAUAGGAAAUCUGUGACGGGAGUCACGUGAUGGAAAAAAUAUAUAUUUUUGUUUUCAUGUAUUUAUUUAUAUGUUUAACAUAGAUUUUGGUGUUCUAAAUAGUUAUGUACCUUUACAAAUGUUGUGAACUUAAUACAAAUAUUUAACAAAAACAUUAAAAAAACAACAGCGAACUUUUGAAUCAAUAACAAACAACGUGGGAACAUCAUUGCAUAAUCAAAGCUUAGGAGAUUCCAGAACGACUUAAUUACCAUUAAUUAAACAACCAACAAACCUUAAUAUACUCGCCCUUAAACCAAACCUUAAUAUACAGCCUUAAAAUUUGUAAGUCAAUUAACGCGCAUCGACGGUAAUAUCAUUAAAUAUCGCCGCCAUUUGGGUCCGACAAAAGCCGUGUUCAUUCGUGGAGGUCAACACUUCAAUUAAAAUCAUUGAAAAACCAUGCAAACUGCUGUCGACUGCAAUGGCAGCAACAGCAGCAACAAAAGCAACUCAACGACCACCACCAUCGUCGAGAGCAACAACGUCAGCGUCGAUGCGCGCAGCGAACUCUUAUCACACGAUGUAACAUCGUGUGCUGCUGCACCAUCGACGCGCUCCACGCCAGCUGUGCUGCUGACGCCGGUAGCAAUGCUAGAGCAAACCAGUGUGCUGCGCCAUCGUUUGCAAGUAGGCGUCGGUGUUGGCCAUAGUAUCGGCACCUCGGUCAUGAACUACGGUUGUCCGGCAACUGUGGGUACUAGUACGCAGAAAUUAAGUGGCCCAGCCUCUCAUCUCAUCAACAUGGCCGAAUAUAUGGGCAGCAAUGUGGAGCGUAUGUGCGUCACACCAUCACCAUCACCACACGCAUCACCGUCACGGAAAUCGCAACUGAAGAAUAACGUCAUUUCCUCCAUACCACCAAAGUCAACAUCGAACGCUACACGAAACGAUGGUGGUGGUGCUAUGACGGCGCUUAGCCAAUGUUCAGCUUCCAGCAGCAGCAGCAGCAGCUCAAGUUCAAAUUCCAUUACAUCGUCUGUGAUCGCAUCACCAGUUAGCUUUAAGCGAGAUCUAGCGCGACGACGUGGUUUAGUUGGAGAAGGAGGCGUCGUCGGCGUCGGCGUUAGUAACGAAAUUGAUGGUGCAUUAGGAGCAGCGGGUGAUAUACUAGAUUUAAGUGGCAAAGAUUGUGCCGAACGACGAGGUGCACUCGCAACCAGAGGGCUUCCACUUCAUAAUGCAUACGAGGAGCAUUUGACACUAAGCACACCAACGACACCGCUGUCUGCGCCAUCGUUGUCAUCAUCAACCACCUCAUUGUCACCCUGUACGAAUUCGACAAAUACAUCGACGACUGCAUCUUCGUCGUUGCUAAGUUCGACAGCGGUGACGCCGACAACGAAUACACCGAAAUCGGCGCUAACAACAACAACAACGAAAUCACCCGCAUUCGAUCCCACUGCACAACUGCAGCACUGGCAGGAUAUGCCGAAGUAUUUGCAGUUUAAUCCGUAUGUGCUCAACGGCUACCGUCCAUUGACAACAUUCAGAGGCUGCCUGCUAAGUUUGUUCUAUUGGCACAACGAAACGGUCAAUAUACUCACGCACGCCAUACCGAUUUUCUACAUUCUGGCAAUUGUGCCUGGCCUCAUGCCUUGGGAGCAGGAAUAUCGCUUUUUAUCCUUCUGUCACCUCUUCGGUUCGGUGGCGCCAUGGUGUGGCAGCUUUGUUUAUCAUCUCUUCAUGAAUAUUGAAAAGGGCGAACACGUAUACUACACUUUGCUGAAAUUGGAUAUGGUUGGCAUAUGGGUCAGUCAAAGUUUUGGUGCAUUGCCGCUAGUUACGGCCACAACAUUCUGUUUAAGCCCCAAAUGGAAAUGGUUGAUAAUAAUAUCCUACUGUUUACUAUCGUUUUGGGGACUUUACAAGGCUCUAACUGCAAGUUCACCUUGGCAACGGCGCCUCUGCUUCGCUCUUCCCUUCACCAUGCGCUCAAUAUUGACAUUAUUUCGCACUCUGGGUAUAUGGGUCGGUGGAAGUCGAAUCGCGCUUUCGCAUGUUUAUCUGCAGGAUGGCGUCUCCAUAUUGGGUGGCGCUAUAGGUGCAAUGCGUAUACCAGAAAAGUGGUUUCCGGGCGUUGUGGAUUUCUAUUUGAAUUCUCACAAUAUUAUGCAUGUGUUGGUGGUGGUAGCGGUAUACUCCAUGCAUAAGGCAACUAUAAAAGACUUUGAGUGGAUGUCGGCAACGAAUUGCAAUGCUACUGCAAGUGACACCGUCGAAACAAUAGAUACUACUUUUACCUCAAAUGUGGAACUAUGACCUCUUAACAUUCAAAAGCGUGAAUUAAAGGAUUAUCACACAGUAGCUAUUUAUUUCAGUGCAACUAUAUUGAAUUGUUAAAUCUAGAACGCCUGACAGUAUGCAAAUUAAAAGAAAAAAAAGUAUUUAAUGUUUUUGCAAUAAAAAAUACGUAACAUUUAGUUAAAAAAAAAUAUAUAUAGUUAAAUUAAAAAGUGCUUAUGUAGAGCGUGGGAAGUAUGUAAAAUAUUGACGCGAUUUUUACUUAAAAUUGUUGCAUAGCCAUAACUAUGACUAAAGUGCACAGUGGGCGAAGCAACCCAGCCUUUCAACUUCCUUUGCGCUAAUUUUAUUGCGCUACAUUGAGAGAAUUUUUUUCUUUCUAAAAGUUAGAAGUGCGGCUGUGCCAGAAAAAAAAAGAACCGGUUUUUUUCUUGUAACUUCAAGAUAUUGGGUAGUCGAAAUAGUCUUUUCGUAUUUUGUCAAUAGAUGUCGUUGGAGUCAUCUAUCUCCAGUGCUACCAAUCACAUUGUGUCAUAUCAUAUGGUGUUAGAAAGGUGACAUUUUAAGCUUCAUUUUACCAAAAAAAAAUUUAAUUCGGAGAAGUUGAAAAAAAGUUAUAGCUGUUCAAAAAUGAGUGAAAAUAAUGAAGAAACUCGCUUUAUUUUGAAAUUUUUGUAUAAAAAAGGGAAGAAUGCCACGCAAGCCACCAAUGAAAUGUGUGAAGUUUGCGGAGACAAUGCUGUAUCAGUUCGUGUAGCACAACAAUGGUUCGCUCGCUUCCGUUCUGGAAAUUUUGAUGUGAAAGAUGCACCUCGCUCCGGUCGACCUAUCGUUGAAAAAGUCGAUGAAAUUAUGGAAAAGAUUGACCAGGACCGUCACAUAAGCUGCCAUGACAUCGCCAAGGCACUAAACAUUCAUCCACAAACGGUUUGAACCAUUUACAAAAGGCUGGUUACAAAAACAGAAGCUCGAUGUUUGGGUACCACAUGAAUUGUCUGUGAAAAAUUUAAUGGACCGUAUUAACAUCUGCGAUUCUUUGCUGAAACGAAAUGAAAUCGAACCAUUUCUGAAGCGAAUGGUAACAGGAGACGAAAAGUGGAUCAAAUACGACAAUAAUGCGCGAAAAAGAUCAUGGUGCAAGGGUGGUGAAGCUCAACAAAUGGUCGCAAAGCCAGGAUUGACGCCUCGAAAGGUUAUGCUGUGUGUUUGGUGGGAUUGGAAAGGAAUCAUCCACUAUGAGCUGCUCCAGCCUGCUCGAACGAUUGAUUAUUUACUGUCAACAACUGAUGAGAUUGAAGCAAGCAAUCGAAAAAAACGGCCAGUGCUGAUCAGCAGAAAGGGCGUCGUCUUCCAUCAGGACAACGCUAGGCCACACACAUCUUUGAUGACUCGGCAAAAACUGGGAGAGCUUGGCUGGGAAGUUUUGAUGCAUCCGCCAUAUAGCCCUGACCUUGCACCAUCGGACUACCAUUUGUUUUGGUCAAUGCAGAACUCCCUUAAUGGAGUAAAGUUGGCUUCAAGAGAAGCCUGUGAAAAUUACUUGUCGCAGUUUUUCGCCGAGAAACCACAAAAGUUUUACACUGAUGGAAUAAUGUCUCUAAAAGAAAAAUGGCAAAAGGUGGUCGACCAAAAUGGUACAUAUUUGGUUUAAUAAAGUUCAUUGUAAAUAUAAAAAAAAAAUAGUUGAAGUUUGAUUAGAAAUACGAGAAGAGUUUUUCGACUACCUAAUAUAUUUCGUGCUGCUCUUUGCUGUGUAAUAGUCCCACUCAAGGGCUACGACGCCAGUGCUAACUCAGGUUAGUGCCGUUCGAAACUUUCCCGUAAAAGCAAUCAAAGAACAAUGAGUGAGAAGUACGUGAAAGCGUUUUGAGACGGUAUUUUUACGUACGCAUUCGAAAGGGCCGAAAUUAUCUUAAGCCGCGGCUAAAAAAGUCAUUAAAAAAUCAAAAAAAAUUAUGGUGCUGCGGAAUCAGCGGUAUAAAGUGUACAAAAAUGUUGAUGACUUUUCCGAGCGCGGCUGCAAGCGAGUGACGACAAAAAAAGCAGAAUAAAGUGAUCGUACAACCUUUUAAGCGGGACACUCAUUUGUGACCACGCCAAGCACGAUGAGUGGUUAAAGAAAAGUUAAAAGAAAAUUGAUGUGAGUAUCAACACCAUCGAAUAACGACUAAAGAAGACGAGCAUAUCCUACCGUCCCACAUCAUCAAAAACCACUGCUCUCAGAAAAACACAUUGAAAAACAACAAAAUAUAAAAAUUGGCGUUACAGUAGUGAACUGUCGCUCUCAGUCUCCAGACGCCUACUCCAUCAAAAAUGUGUGAGGAACUAAGGAAAUGCAUCUUGUCGGAAGGUCAGUCCAUGAUUUAAAGCAAUUCGUGUGUCAAGUUCGCAAAAUCUAGUCCUGUUUGUCGACGACGAGCUACGCAGAAACGCUGGUUCAAAGAUGCCAGGCUAUACUCGACAACGGUAUAGAGUUCCAUAGUUUUACGGUUGUUAGAAAAUGCGCUCUUAUUCCUUGUAUGGAACAAUGAGAUUCAAUGUUUGGUUGCACUGGCAGUGUUUCAGAGUCAACAAGCAUCAUUUUCUGCCGCACCAUUUUUUUUAUGUGGUAAUUGAGUUUACAAUGAGUUUAGUUCAGUGUCGAGUUUUAAAUCUGCUGAGGUUAAGGAUUGAUUGCCUCUAUCUUUGUACAUUCUAGAUCAAUGAGUCCUUUCGAUUGCCGCACGCCCGUUUGGGCUCUCCAGUUCUCGAUUAAGCCGCGUUGUUCGCGCUUACGUAAAAAGGCACUUUUUAAGCUGGUGUUUAACCCACAGAAAGGUUGAGAACCGAUGAAGGGAGUGUUUGGAUCCCUUUUUGCUUCGUGCCUCUCAUGUCCCAGUACCCAUAUCAGAGUAACAAAGUUACAUGAUGCUAGAGUUUCGAGAAUUUUAAGACAUUCCCCGACCAACCUUGAUUGAAAUGAGAUGCUAUCUAGUGAUUUUAGAGCUGCUUGAAUAUCAGAGAGAAUGUUGAUAUUGACUCCACGGGCGCCUCAACGAAGACACUCCCUCGCACAUAGCGUUAACGCAUGGACCUCCACCUGAAGAGCGGAAGUCGUUUUUCCCAUUGCAAUUGCCUUCUUGAAGUGUGGUCCGACAAAUCCAGCCUCGGCAGUGCCGUCUUCCAAUUUAAGCCCAUCACAGGAACCCAUGUUGCCUUUGGGUGAAAUGACUCAGCCAUCUCUGUCAACUACUUUGUAAAGGAUUUUAUCGCCGCCUGGCUAUCAGUAAAUAUGUGGGCAUCAUCUGCCGAAGACUAAAGGAAAUCCCCAAAUGCUCGAGGGUAUGACGACAAAAAAUAAACAACACCAUGGUCGUAGCACAAGCACACAAUGCCCAUUCGUUGAUCAUGUACGAAUACGUAUAUUAAAUACUUGCGAAAGUACGUCGCGAUUCUGGCACUUCGGUAGAGAGGUCUGGUUUCACCGAUUCGUGCGUAUUUAAUUACUUUUUGAUAAAUUGAGGGUGUUUCAUUAUGAAAUUCGCACAGGUUACAGAGCAGGUUUUCAAAAUUUUUUUUUUUUUAUUUGUUCACUCCCCUCGGGAGCAUAGGGCCUCGAUAAGACUCAGUCUUGCGUUGGUUUCGUUAAUCUAUUUUGAUUUCUGACAGAGUAACCUGACGCUACCAGUCCUAAGUAGUGCCCACCUAUCGUUGCUUAGGAACAACGCCUUCUUACUGCUUAAAGCGCCAUCUGUGUUUCACAUUUUUCAGCCAGAAGGAACGCACAGAUGGUUCGCUAAAUUUGGUGUGUCAGCGCUGUUGCCGCGGUAGCCCGCCUCCUCUUGCUGGCGCCACUGAAGCAAUGUGUAACUGUAUGUUUUUCUUUGUUUUUUGCUUGUUUUAGCAGCCGCAAUGCAAAUAAUGCACUGACUAUUGUGCGGGAGUAAAGAUUGAAAGGAUAAGUUUUUAGGGUUUAGGAAUGCGAUUUUUUUUGUUUUUUAGAAACGGGGAAAGUCGAUAAAUUUGGAAAAGUACGAUUUCAAAAAUAACACAACAAAAUUUUUUUGACAGCUCCAAAAAUUAAAAAAAAAAUUUUUUGACAGCUCCAAAAAAUUAAAAAAAACAA